AUGACAACAAAAACCCCUCCUCUACUCGAGCCAUAUCUUGGACUUCCGGCAGAAGCCUCCCUCAUAGUGCUGUCUGGCAUAUUAGGGGCAAGUACAAACUGGCUCGUGCUGCGACAUUUGUCCAGCUGUUUGGGUAGUGGUGGUGGUGGUGCCAGCAGCUUCAAACAUGAUGUCGAGCUAGACGGAAGCGCAGGGUCGCCAGGUGUUGACCAUGGGACGCCACCCGCAGUGCUGCUCGUGAGUUUCUUGCGGGAUUAUGGCUACUGGAAGGACAGUGCUGGGCGGUUGGGUAUAGACCUCACAGCCCUCGGCCGCAAAGGCCGUUUCGGCUUUGUAGAUGGCCUGACGGGGCUCUUCACGUCGACGCCCUCGGGAGCCACAAAUGCACAACCACCAGGGCCUUCUCCCAACUGGCCUCAGCUAUCAUGGGACAAGCGAACAGGAGUCAAUGGCAUCCAGGCCGCGAUACGCGCCUCCAUCGACUCCCUCCGCGCCACCUCCCAGAAGGUGAUGCUCGUCAUCGAUCAGCCUGACCUCCUCCUGGCAGCGACCGGAGCGACCGUCUCGGGGCUGCACGACAUGAUAUUGGAGCUGCGUGAGCACGUUCACGCAACAAUCAUCACAUUGUCGGCGGACGAGCCUCUCGUCGGCCAUCAGCAGCAGACCACACUGGAGAGGGAGCACGCAUCCUUGGCCCUGUCACUGGCCCACGAGGCCGACAUCCUGCUCGCCCUGCGCCUGCUGGAUACGGGCACCGCCAACGACGUGAGUGGUGUCGUGAGGAUCACGCGCGGCGGUGGAGCUGGCGGCGGCGAUGGCAGACGGCCUGUGGAGGAGCAUGAGUACCUGUAUCAUGUCGGUGGUGAUGGUGGUGUGAAAGUCUUUGAGCGUGGCCAGUAG
Messenger RNA from Pyricularia grisea, 900 nucleotides. RefSeq lists its product as uncharacterized. Gene Ontology annotation, biological process: tRNA wobble uridine modification. The transcript has 3 exons. Gene Ontology annotation, cellular component: elongator holoenzyme complex. Bases 1 to 900 code for a protein of 299 amino acids. The record is from RefSeq and is a predicted model, not a curated record. Lineage: Eukaryota; Fungi; Ascomycota; Sordariomycetes; Magnaporthales; Pyriculariaceae.